Molecule: messenger RNA, 320 nt
Organism: Racocetra persica
Lineage: Eukaryota; Fungi; Glomeromycota; Glomeromycetes; Diversisporales; Gigasporaceae
Source: the annotation of a GenBank genome assembly
AUGUCGAAAUCAGAAGAAAGAUUGGAUGAAGAUAAUAUGAAAUUGAUCUAUAAUGCAAAUAAAGGCUAUGUGGAAUUGAUUGAUGAUAUUAUUAAUAAUUUGCAUAUAAACAUUCAUAAAGACUAUGUUGAAUUGAUUAAUGAUGUUAGUGAUAAAGAGGCGAAUGAAGUCUAUGCGGAAUUGAUUGAUGAUGAGGAUACACCACUUAUAAUGUUGAUAUCAGAGAAAAAAUCAGAUGAAGACAUGCAAACAUCAAUCCCCGAACUGUUUGAAAGAAUGAGCAUUUUGGAAGAUCAAUCUUCGCAACUAACAGAAGAUAA